AUCGUUUUGGAUCUGCGAGGGUAAUCACAACACAGGCAGGAUGAUGGUAUCGACGAUUUUUCUACUACUGGCGGUGCUGGCAACGAGUUUUGUUGCACCGACCGUGGGGCAAAAAAAGUACUUUGUACUGUUGAAGCCUUCCCCGGGAAGACCUUAUGACUACGUAGGAAGUUACACUCGAGAAGAUGGCUCCCAAGUCGCAGUGUACAUUCCAGGCAAAAAACCGACUUCUGGAAAAGGCAACGGCAAACUUCCGGGAAUGCGGGGUGAAGCGGAACCCCCGGCACCACCUCCGAAAAAGGAAAAAAAAGAUCACGUCGACGAUAAGGUUUACUUUUCGUCCCAGCACACGUACCGCCAAGUGUUGGCCAUUCUGGACCACAUCAACCUGUCGGGAGUGCAGUCCGGAGUCCGGGGCGAUGCCGAUCGCUACCUGCAGAACUUUAAGACGAACGUGCUCGCACUCAUCAGCAGCGUUGAUGACUUUUCCAAGAUCCAACCCUGCUUCGAUCACUUCACCCAAAUUUCCGACACGGCCCGUAACGAACUGGUCCAGUACUACGAUUCGUGCAAAUCAUCGGAUGAGGGAUCGUGCAGGGUGAACGGCGUAACGAACUAUUUGAGACAGCUAAACGCCCUGAUGGACCGUUUCUACCAGUGUGCUUCGCAGCGCGUUAGUGGCUAGAGUGAAAAAUAUGCAGCAGAACUUUGCUGAUUCCAAAUUCACAAAGC
This is a messenger RNA of Culex quinquefasciatus (southern house mosquito), 732 nucleotides long. RefSeq lists its product as uncharacterized. Bases 41 to 685 code for a protein of 214 amino acids. The record is from RefSeq and is a predicted model, not a curated record. Lineage: Eukaryota; Metazoa; Arthropoda; Insecta; Diptera; Culicidae. The transcript is spliced from 5 exons.